GCCAAUCAUAGUCCAAGGCACCAUAUUGAAUUUUGUUUGUGUUUUGGUCCGAGGGUCUAAGUUCCUCACACCGUUUUUUCCUCUUCAGAGUACUUUUCACAAAUCCUUGUUUUACUUGGAGCACACAUCUAGGAGCCAGUGAUAAUGUUACACAACUGAGUGAGUUGACAAGGGAAACAUGAAGCUGACUGAAGUUAAAAAGCUGAAAGUACCCGAGCUGCGAGUCAGACUCAAAUCACUCGGCUUGGACAGCAAGGGACUCAAGGCUGAACUUGUCGACAGACUUUGGUCUGCGCUUGAAGCAGGACCGACGACACAAACAAGUCAGAGCGGCCAAGGAGACGGCGAAAGUGUUUCUGACGACGGGGAGGAGGUGACAGCACAAUAUGGCAGUCCGCCGGGACACUCAGCACCGACGGAGAUGUCGGCCGCUUCGCCUGCCGACCAGAGCGCAUCACCGCCAUGCGCCGACGCCGCGCCACGCAGCCCCGUCUGCGGCAGGAAGUACUCAGACAGCGGCACUCAGACGGAGCCCGACACCGAGCCCGUACUGCUGCCAGACCCACCGCUGGUCACACGCUGUCUGUCGGCGGAGAAGCAAGGCUCCCAGGAGGCAUGUAGAGGAAUGAAACGGCGAGGUGAGCAGACCGUCCAGGAGCACCACGACGCCACGGAAGCCCCUGUUUCUGCAUCUGGAUCUAAGGCACAGUCGGGCUCAAGGCACAGUCCGGUGCCCCAAGCCGGGGAGGGGGAGUCGGCGAGGGAGCACGGAGAGGGAGAGGGGAAGGAUGCGGACAGGAGAGUUCUGUCAGCGGAGGAGAUGGUCAGGGGCAGGGCUUUCUACGAGUUCAAAGAGGAGGUCCGCUACAAAAGGUCCAAAACACCUCCACCUCCACUUGAGAGAGAGGCGGUAGAGGAGGAGGAUGAAGACAGAGUCCGGCUAGAUCCAUAUGGCUGUGACCUCCACUUUGAGGUGGGUCCUGACGGUGCCUGUGGCCAGCCGCGGUUCUGGGCCCGUUUCCCCUUGCUGUGGUCAGGCUGCAGGCUCACCCACGGGGCGCUGCGGGGCAGGGUGGGCUUUGAGGUGAGACUGGAGAGGAAGCUGUUGACCACAGAGGUGGAGGAAGAGGGAAAGGAGGCCCAAGACCUGGAGCCCUACGGCCUGAGAGUGGGCUGGUCAGCCGCUAACAGCUCACUGCUGCUGGGUGAAGACAACUUGUCUUAUGCAUAUGAUGGACACGGCAGAAAAGUGUCAGGUGGAAAGGAGGAGGAUUUUGGAGAACCGUUCUCACAGGGUGAUAUCAUUGGCUGUUAUGCUUCCUUCUCCACAGAUGGUGCUGUUGAGCUGUCCUUCUGUAAGAACGGUCGUUUCAUGGGUGUGGCGUUUUCCCUGGGUGCCUCAGUGCUGCGGGGUGGCGCCCUGUUUCCUCACGCCCUCUGUAAGAACUGCUCAGUCAGAUUCCUCCUGGAUCCCACAGCCCCUCCCUGGUACCCCGGCCCUGCAGGAUUCAACCCACUGGUGUCGCUCCCUGCAGGCAAAAGGUUUCGAGCAGCGCCAGCCCCGAGCUCCAGAGCGCAGUGUGAGGUGGUGAUGCUGGUGGGUCUUCCUGGUUCUGGGAAGAGCCACUGGGCCAGGACUCUGAUGAAGCAGCAGCCCGAGAAGCGCUUCAGGCUCUUGGGCACCGAGGAGCUCCUCACCUGUAUGAUUAGCGGAGGUCAGCGGGAGAGCAGGCUGCAGCAAGCGUCUCAGUGUCUGACUGAGCUGAUCAAGACGGCCGCCCAAACUCCAGGGAACUACAUCCUCGACCAGUCCAAUGUGCUCUUCUCUGCGCGGCGUCACAAGCUGCAGCUCUUCAGGGGCUUCAGGCGGCGGGUGGUGGUGCUCUUCCCCUCAGCCGAGGAGUGGAGAAGGCGACUGGCCCAGCAGGAGUUAGAGGACGGGGAGCACAUCCCAGAGACCGCCCUGCUCAAACUCCAGGUGAGCUGCACUCUUCCAGAGCAGCAGAGCGACCUGUUGGAGGAGCUGCAGUACGUCGAGCUGCCUGAGGAUCAGGCUCAGGCCCUCCUGCAGGACUACAGAAAGGAGGCACGCAGACUUCUGCCCCCCCUCCCGAAACAAGAGAGGAAGAAGCCUCGACUUCACAAGAGCAGACCCAUCACCUAUGGGCCUCCCCGCUGCCAUAGCAACCAGUGGGGUGGGAAAAAUGGGUGGGAUGGCACAAGGAUCGGUCUGCAACCAUGGAGCCAGCAGCCAGGAUAUUGGAACAUGUAUCAAGACCAAGGGUACUACUUCAACAACAAAGGCUUCAGCUACAGCGAUUAUCAGGGGUACUUGUGAACAUGGAGCGAGAUAAAACAGGCUGCCAAACUCUCCAGUGGCCCUUUUCAGGCACCGAGGGUAACCCAGAACUUUCCACAAACUGGAACUUGCUAGAGCCCAUGAAGUUCAGGGACUGUUUUUUGGUUCCUUUGCCGCUGGAUGAAGAAAGCCGCUGUCAUGCAUCAGGCUUGUUGACCUAUUUUAACCCAUAGCUUUUUUGACAGACUGUUUCAGCCUCUAAUAUUCUGUACAACUUUGUUUUUACAACUUGCAGUUUGCAGUGUUUUUGCCGUGUGUUUUCAGUCUGUUGUUGCUGGCUGAUUUGUGUUGUAGCCCUCUGAUGGUUGUGCAUUUACAGAAGUGUUGUCAAGGCUUGACCCAUCCAGACGGACAGGCCUGCUAGCUCUUCCUAAAGCUCCCUCGAUCUCAGGUUUAAAUAUCUCCUCCCAAGGAGGGCUGAAAUCAGGUUCCAAACUUCAUCUGUCAUGGCCCUUUUGGAUUAUCAGGGGGAAACCAGGGACUUCCCAGAACCUGUGAAGUUCAGGUUCUGCCUUUUUUUUUUCCUUUUCACUGCCUGGAGAACCAGCCGAGAAGAGCAGGAGGUGCUCCAUAAAAAAAUCUUAGUCUUGAUCGUUUUGUAGGCUUGCUCUUUUAUGGCCAGCUCUCCCAAAUACAGGUAAAUUUUUGAAUACAGUUUUUUAUUUGUAACAACCAAUCUAUAAUGUUUUUCUUGUAGAUCUAAUAUUUUAUUAUAGAUCAGUGUUUCUAACAGCUGAGAUGAGAUCCUGCUGGAUACUGUAAAACUUCUGUUAAAAGCCGAGUCAAUCACAUCGAAACAGUCCUGAGGCUAUUUAACCCAUUGAACCCCCACUAGUUGACAGAUUUUAUCAGCUUCUGACACUUUAACAUGCACUUUGCAAUUUUUUUGCUGGUUAUUUUUACAGUUUGUUUUUCUCUAGUGUUGCUUCUUGGCUCUCUGAUAGUGCAUGUUUACAGAAGUGUUGCUAGGUCAUCACUUGGGUCAGUCAAGAUGAAAGGCCCACUAACCCUUCGCAAAAGUUCCUGGAACUCCGAUUGUCGCCUCAGCUCCUGAGCAGGGACUAAAUCAGGCACCAGGAACUAAACCUGUACCCGUGUUGGGGCCGAUGGAAACUACACCAGAAGCCACAAAACUCCCUUCAAGGCACAGCACAUCUUCCUAAGUUCUUACAUUGAAAAAGGGCCAUAGUUUUUAUUUUUUUCCAUUAUUUUGUGGAAACAAGAGAGUGGACUAAAUGAACAAAUGACAUCCUACAGAGAGGUACAAUCUAUAUGGAGUUUGUUAAACUACAGUUUUGGUUUUAACCCUUUCACGCAUAGCGGUCACUACAGUGGACAGCUGUUUAAAGUCGUUUCUCCUAAAUGCAGUGGUUUCUAUGGUGGAAUUGCAUAUCAGCUGUUAGAAUGCUCUCUGCUGCUCC
Myripristis murdjan (pinecone soldierfish) is the source of this 3780-nucleotide messenger RNA. RefSeq names its product heterogeneous nuclear ribonucleoprotein U-like protein 2. The record is from RefSeq and is a predicted model, not a curated record. Gene Ontology annotation, biological process: alternative mRNA splicing, via spliceosome. The transcript is spliced from 11 exons. Bases 179 to 2338 code for a protein of 719 amino acids. Gene Ontology annotation, molecular function: RNA binding; protein binding. Gene Ontology annotation, cellular component: nucleus. NCBI's taxonomy places the organism in Eukaryota, Metazoa, Chordata, Actinopteri, Holocentriformes, Holocentridae.